GCUUGGAGCUGAACAAACACAGGACACAGCCACUGAGAUGUGAAGCUGUUCGCUGAUAUCAGCCUGUCAAAGCAGGGGGGGCUCUCUGAGUGAAACAAACACCCUCCGACUGUGCACACAGACCCGACUGCACCUCCUCCCAACCAGGAUCACAGAGAGACUCCCCUCCGUCAGCAUCAGCAGCGCAGAGUGAAUGGCACUGGCAAUGGAGAUGUCCGAGUCAUUGUUUCAGCAGGAGAGGCUGCAAGCGAUCGCGGAGAAGAGGAAGCGGCAGGUGGAGAUCGAGAACACAAAGCGGGAGCUAGAGGAUGAGCGCCGGCAGCUGCAACACCUGAAGUCUAAGUCUCUGCGAGAACGAUGGCUCCUGGAGGGCACGCCUUCUUCGGCAGCAGAAGAGGACCAGGGGAUCAACAAACAGUUCCUGGAGGACAACGUCAAAACGAAACAGUUGGAAGAGACUAUCCAGAGGCUUGAAAAGGAGCUUGAAUUACUUGAAAAUGGAGACGUUGCUCUCUCUAAAGAAAACAGCAUUGACGAGAAGCUGAAGGAGAAGGAGGUGUCUCCAAGCAAAGGAAUUGACCUGGAGAAGCAUCACAGCAGCCCCUUGGCUAAUAGACCUGAAGGAAGCACGGAAAGGAUGAAGGCUGCAAUGUUUGCAGUGGAAAUUACAGUAGAGAAGGACAAUGUGACAGGGGAGACCAAGGUCUUGUCCACCUCUAGUGUAUCUCCCACAAGUCUCCAGCAGCAAGGUGUCAAGGUCUAUGAGGAUGAUCUCAAGGUGAUCCAUGAAGUGCGCAAGGGUGAUGGAGCGGUGGAAAAUGGCGUGCAUCUUCUGAGCACCUCGGAGGUCGAUGAGCUGAUGCAGAAGGCAGACAAGGUGACAGACUACAGUAAAGCUGUGGUUCCUGAUGGGAAAGGACAUUCUCUUCAACUUGACUCCAACAGUCAGUCCCCAGGAAAGUGGCAAGCUGACGGGAUAGCUGGCGAAAAUCUUAAAAUCCUUCGGAAAACGCCCGGAGACGGUGCGGAGCCCAGCAAAGACCAGCCGGUGACCAUGAUUUUCAUGGGCUACCAGGACGUGGAGGAUGAGAACGAGACCAAGAAGGUGCUGGGGUACGACGGGACAGGGAAGGCCGAGCUUGUGAUGAUUGAGGAUGGUGACGGCAAGAACGAGCGGGUGGUUGCAGGUCAAGGCCCGCCCAAUGGCACAGCCGCAGAGCCUGGAAGCCCAGCUGCCGAGGAGAAGCCCGGCGGGAAGGAGAAGGAGGCUAUGGAUGAGGCCAAGGACCUCAAGGAUAAACAGCGUUGCCAGUGCUGCAUUGUGAUGUGAUUACGUGCUGUCAUGCUCUUGUUGUACAGUUGGAAUGUUAUAUGUUCAUAGUCUUCAUGUCUAACAUAACACGUGCUUUUAAUUGGGGAUGCAAGGUUCACAGCCCAUUCAUGACUUAGCAGAAGACUGCAGUUUUAUAGUAUCUCAGUAAACCUUAUUAAAAAAUCUGAAAUUGGCCAAGGAUUACCCAAAACAUCUCUUUAGUGCCCUUCCAUGACAAUACUGUAAUUUCCUGUCACAUUCAUCUAUUGUAGAGAUGCAUUAAAAACCCAAGAAGCAGCAAAGAGUGAAAAUAGUAAUGCAAUUAGCCAUUUAAAGUUGCACUUGCCCAGGUGGUGGAGCAGGGUACUGUUUCAGGUGGGCUAUAGUGUUCCGCGUUUGGAAGCUUGGUCAUCCUUCGUGACCUGACCUUCACCAGCCUGGUCAAUCAAGGCUCUCAACUGGUUGAAAAGAUCCCUUCAACAGCAGGCCAGGGCAGAGCCAUUAUUCCUCCAGUGACUCUCGCCAAAGCUUGGGAGACUGAACAAAAAAGUUUAUUAAAAAUGUCGCCAAGCAAAGGUGACAUGUCUAAAUUAGAAAAAAAUAAAAUUAAGAUUAAAAGGGGGGGGGGGGGGGGCAAAGAAUGCAAGUGAGUGAUUUUGUUUAAUUUCAGGUUUUUCGUAUAACAUUUGGUAGUUCAACCCAGCAAUGCAGUAAUAAAGCUGGACAUUUCCCAUAUGUGUCUCAAUUACUGUAAAUAGUUUUAUUUCAAUCUAACACUUCUUGGAGUGAAGCCAGACACGCAGCCCUGGCUGGGACAUAUGAAUUAAGAAUAAAAGGUUCAAAAUUAAUGGUGUCAUUCAACUUCUGGCUUCAUAUUCUGUCAUCUGGUCGGUGAACAAACUCUGUGUUCACGUCCACAGUCUUUGCUCUGGUGCCUCUUUCGAGUUAUUUUAGCCCUUCAUUAAACCACAGUGCCAUUUGGUUCUGCCUGUCUACUUCACGGUGAUAUAUGAUGCCUUAAGUCAUCUGAAUAAGCAAAAAUAAACCAGCAUAAGCAUUGUUUUUUGAUCAUUUUGCAUUAUAAUUAGUUGAUCAGAAGAGUUACAGAGAACCUACUUCUAGGCAAAGUUGGAACAGCUGAGGACAAAUCCACUUCAUUGGGACCUGGGAAAACCUUUCGGUUGAGUUCAAAGCCAGCAACUUUUUUGAGAGUCGUGAAGCUCGAUUAUUUGGGUUGUUUUAUAACAUAAGACCACGUUAAUUCAUGUUGUUCAAACCACAGGUUCAGUGAUCAGUUAAAUCACCGCAGGACCUCCUUUAAAAACAGGAAUUUCUAAUCCUGAUUUUCUUUCAGAAUCAAAGGAGAAUAGGUUAUUCCACUGAAUCAUGGAGUGGACUGAUGAAUUUAUAAUCAAGCACUUAAAAUCUCGAUUUCUUCAACAAAAUCAAAGUACGUCUUGCUUACCGACAUGCUAUCAAUGCUGAUUUACAUUUAGUUGCAUUUGCCAAGCCAAAAUGAUAACUGAAGUAUCUUAGUAACUCUGCAAAGCUGUCUAAUCCAUUUGGAUUUUCUGAAUCAUUGCAUCCCUGAUUUGAAUACACUUUUCUAUGUCACACUUAAAUCAGAUCAACAUAUCUUAUACACUGCCAGUCACCAUGCACCACCCUCUCUCUCUCUCUCUAUAUAUAUAUAUAUAUAUAUGUCUGAUAUGUAACAAUGGGACCAUUUUAUUUUUUCUGUGCAUGUUCUCUAGUUGCGGGACAUUGUGAAAGUAGCUGAAUGACUGUUCUUUUGUUACUUUACUACAAACUGUCUGGAAGUUUUUUCAUCACCAACUAACCUCCAAUGUCAUGAAAUCAGAGGCUGUCUGUAACAGUGUAAUUCCGGUGAAGGCUGUCCUGUGGUAGCAGGUGAAGGUACCUACUAGAGGUCCUCUGAAUCAAUCAUUCAUUCAAAUGAAAGUCAGAUGCAGCUAUUUCUAAACCCAGUGAUUUCUAUUCAGCUCUGAACUGACGUCCAGUUUGAUUCUAGUCUACACAAGACUGCAUUACAUAAGAACACGUAUCACUCUGCUCCAGUGUCAAGUCCAUGAAGUGUCUGUGGGAUGGAGGGAGAAUCCAGGCCGAACAGGAACUCGUCCGAUUUCUCUAAUCUCAGCAGUCACGUUUAUUUGAUUGCUUUGUAAUUCCAGGCAUACCAAAGAUCCCGCCAAAUGAUAUCACCAUGAGAGUUGCUUUACUGGUUGGAUUAAUGGCAACGUUAUUGCAAGUGACCAAUCAAGACAAUCAAAUUUCCCUUAAAAUAAUUUCAUAAUUUUAUGGCUGCAUGAACUAUAAUUGAAAAGUCUUACCCUUGGAGGACAAUAUAUAAUAUAUAUAUAUUAUAUAUAAAUAUCUAUAUACAUACAUAUAUCUAUUUUUAAACACAAUGCCUUGGGAAUGGCAUUCACCAUGUAUUAGACUUUACUGAGUGAAAGACCCAGCACCAAGGACAUGAUAGGCUCCAUCAGGCAUGAUGCCACUGAGCAUGUUCAUUAGACAAAUAAAGUAGUCCCAUUUUAUUCAAACACAUUCCAGGGGUCUGUGGCACUAGCGUUCUCACAUAAAUUCCUAGGCAUGGCCCAUGUGUAAGCAUAACACAGAGUUCCUUGAAAUGGUAUGCACCACAUCUGCAGUGUGCUAGUGGAUUUCUGAGACUUGAGGCUACAGCUCUCUGUACCAGAGAGGCAAGGAUCAUUCUGAGUGCAGAUUCCCAUCAUGUGUCGGAAGUUAGGCUUUGUAACUAGUCCGUGUUCUUAGUUGUUGAGUGCUGGUAUGAGCUAUGUUGUAAAGAUGGAAACCCUUAUCAAUUUCUCCUCUAUUGCACUCCAUUCCAAAUCCUAUGGCAUAUCAAUGGAUUCUCUAGGAGCUUUUAAACAUUCUGUCCAAAAGACUAUCUAACAGCAUUAACCAGAUAAAAGAUUCCUAUUAUUAAACCUUAACGAAGGUGCACAAAGUGUGCUUUCAUUAUAAAUUGCAAAUGUUUGUCUAACUUUAUGUUUUAAAAUGAAAGCUUUGGAUUUUUUUUUAAAUAUCAGUUCCCAUUGAAAAUUUUACUAAAAGAACAUGUACUGCAUAUAUUUUUGUUAUGACAUCUUAUACUUACUCUUGAGUUGUGGUGUGCUCAGUAAUUACACACCCAUACACCUCAAUAUGGCUGUCUGAGGUGGUCAAAUGCUUAUUUGGUAAAGCAUAGUCUGUGGACUCAUACAGGAUGAGUUAUAUAUGCUGUAUCAUGUUUGCUCUGUAUUACAGAAUCUCAACAAAUCCUUUAGGAUGAAUUCAAUGCCUACAGAAUGUUUUUUUUUGUGAGGGAAGAUUGUAUGAGGAAUGCAAUGCAGUUCACUCCUCUUAGGAGCACAUGCCAACAGAAUGACUGGUGACACUUGGUGAAAGACUAGCCAUGCUGACUGGACUACCUCCUGAGACCUCUCUUUCUCCAAUAGAGCUGAUCUAUCAACCAUUAAUUAACUAACGGGACAUUAUUUAAUAAUGUUGACUACCUGCACCACUGACAUGAAGCAACAUUGUUCAGUUCACUCCAUCAUUGAUUGACAUCAAAAGCAAGAGGUCUGGUACCUGCCUGAUAGGAGGAAAGUCUUUAAAAUAUGGCAUUUCAUUUGACUGGGAAGAUAGAAAUUAAAAGUUAAAGAUAAAAGUCAGGGAGCUCACAUGCCUCUAGGUGGAGUCAACUGCAUUUCAUUGUUUGAACCAAUGUGAAAUUCAAUAUGCAAAAAUGUAUAGCAAUCAAAAAUAAAAUCUAGAUGUGGUUAAA
Messenger RNA from Leucoraja erinaceus (little skate), 5126 nucleotides. RefSeq names its product paralemmin 1a (gene palm1a). Gene Ontology annotation, cellular component: membrane. The record is from RefSeq and is a predicted model, not a curated record. Gene Ontology annotation, biological process: regulation of cell shape. NCBI's taxonomy places the organism in Eukaryota, Metazoa, Chordata, Chondrichthyes, Rajiformes, Rajidae. The coding region runs from base 194 to 1330 and encodes 378 amino acids. The transcript has 8 exons.